Molecule: messenger RNA, 5241 nt
Organism: Limanda limanda (common dab)
Lineage: Eukaryota; Metazoa; Chordata; Actinopteri; Pleuronectiformes; Pleuronectidae
Product: F-BAR and double SH3 domains protein 2-like
Exons: 20
Coding region: 185-2464 (759 amino acids)
Biological process (GO): regulation of actin filament polymerization; neuromuscular synaptic transmission
Cellular component (GO): neuromuscular junction; recycling endosome
Molecular function (GO): protein binding
Source: RefSeq, a predicted model, not a curated record
CCACAAUGUUUUCACCGGGACUGAACUCGCUCUUCUCCGGACUCUCCAUGGCCGCUUGAUCCGAACCCGAACCCCCGAACCGCUUCCUCCUCCGGGACCGCCACGCAAACUUUUCUCCCUCUUCCUCCCCGGGAUAAACCUCUCGUCCUCCGGGUGGGUGUUUUAUGUCCAGGACCCAGCGAGGAUGCAGCCCCCGCCGAGGAAGGUCCGGGUCACCCAGGAGCUGAAACACACUCAUGCCGAGCAGAUGAGCAGAUUACAGAUCAAACAUCAGGCAGAAUGUGACCUCCUGGAAGACCUGAGGACUUUCAGCCAAAAGAGGGCAGCUGUAGAGAGAGACUACGCCCAGGCGCUGCAGAAACUGGCAAAUCAGUAUCUGAAGAGGGAAUGGCCCGACAGUCUGACCGGGGAACCAGAUGACCACAGGAACAUGUAUUGUGUGUGGAGGGCCUAUCUGGAGGGCACAGUGCAGGUCACCCAGUCCAGGAUCAGCACCUGUGACAACUACAAAGUCCAGGUUGCCGAUCCGGCCAAGACGGCCCGACUGCAGAAGGAGCAGCAGCUGAGGAAGUGCAUCGAGCAGCUGACGGUGGUCCAAGCCGAGCUGCAGGAUUCCGUGAAGGAGCUGACGAAGAGCAGGAAGAAAUACCAGGAGAAUGAGACGAUGGCACAGGCUGUGAGAGAGAAGGCAGAGCUGGACGCCAAGUCAAAGUUAAGUCUUUUCCAGUCCAGGUCCAGUCUGCAGAGAGCGAGCGUGAAGCUCAAAGCCAAGAGGAGCGAGUGCAACUCCAAAGCCACCCACGCCAGGAACGACUACCUUCUCACGCUAGCAGCCGCUAACGUUCACCAGCAGCGCUACUACGACACCGACCUCACGGACUGCAUCAAGGUGUUAGACGGCAGAAUUUAUGAGCAGGUCAAAGAUUACCUGGUGUCACUGUCUCAGACGGAGCUGGAGACCUACCAGGCGGUGCACAACACCUUCAACCAGAUCUUGAGCAGCUCAAAUGGGGUUGUUCAGGAGUUUCACCAGCAGCUGUUUGCAGAGAAGAACCCGAUGUUUCAAAAGGCUCCGGACUUCUUGUACCAGCCCAGCGACACAGAUACGGUGAUGCAGCUGAAGAAAGAGAGCGGCACGUCGGAGGAGCACGGCCUGGACAAGGAGGCGAGGAAGUGGGCGAGCCGUGUGGCCCGAGAGUACAAGAGCAUCAUCCACACACAGCGGGCUCUGGAGGAAUAUGGGACGCAGGAGCCGUCGGAGCAGAACAACAGUGACAUGGAAACGAAGAUGGAGGUGGCCAGACAGAGUCUUCGGAGGGCAGAGACGGUGAAGGUGAAGGCGGAGGCUCGUCUGGACCUGCUGCGAGAGGCGGGCGUCACCGUGGAAACGUGGCUGAAGAGCGCCAUGAACCAGGUGAUGGAGGAGCUGGAGAACGAACGCUGGAACAACCUCAACACCCACGACCCUGCACUCUCCGGGACGGGAGACCUGGAGCCCGAGGACGAGGAGGAGAUGGAGGACAACAGUGAAGUGUUGGACGACAGCAGCUCCAGUCCGUCCAGCACCUUGAAAAACUAUCCUCUCACCUGCAAAGUGCUCUACUCCUACAAGUCGUCUCAGCCGGAUGAACUGACCAUUGAAGAGCAGGAGAUCCUGGAGGUCAUUGAUGACGGCGACAUGGAGGACUGGGUCAAAGCCAGAAACCGCAGCGGACAGGUCGGCUACGUCCCAGAGAAAUACCUGCAGCUUCCUUCCUCCAACAGCCUGCUGAGCAUGCUGCAGUCCCUGGCUGCGCUGGACGCCAGAUCCCACUCCUCCAGCAACUCCACCGAACCGGAAACCGAGCUGCCGACCGGCUCCGUCAACGGAGACUCCAGCGUGUCGUUUGCGAAGGCCUUGUACGACUACGCGGGUCAGACGGAGGACGAGCUGUCGUUUCCCGAAGGCGCCAUCAUCCGCAUCCUGAGCAGAGAGACGCACGAGGACGACGGCUUCUGGGAGGGAGAGUUCAACGGCGUGGUCGGCGUCUUCCCGGCCGUCCUGGUGGAGGAUCUCACCGCCGGCAGCGAGAACGGAGACGGGAAAGGAGACGGCAGCGCGCAGGCGUCGCCCUUGUCUCUCCCUCUGGGGGAGCGGUCCCCUCGCAGCCCCUUCCAGCCGGGACCCCUCCACAGCAGCCCCCUGCAGACGCCCACCACGCCCUCCCCCCUCGCCAGCCCCAGCAGCGCUACCGCCUCUCCCAUUGGCCGACCCCCCGCCUAUCACAACGGACAUCACAGGCCGCCGCCGGCGCCGCACAAAAGCCCCUUUCAAAGUCCAGCACAAGGUUCCCCACAGCCCCCCCACUACCCCGAGAGCGGAUCAGGCACCAUUCGACCUGUCCGUGCGGCUCCUCCGCCCCCGAAGCAGCACCCCCGUGGGCAGGUGAAGCGGAGGGAGGACGUGGAGAUCACGCUGGUGUGAAGACGCCCCCCCGGCUCUCAACACACUCCCAAAGGAAACUCAUACCUUCUCUAAAGACGCCCCCUGUAGGCGGGGAGAGGCCCUGCACUCUGUCCUCACCGGGUCAGUGAGCUGCGGAGGAGUAUCGUGCCUUUCUUUUCUAAAUCUCUUCUCCUUUUUCAGUUUUUUCUCAUUCCUCCUCCUCCUCCAUCACCCAGGAUUUGUCUCAUAUUUGAAAGGGGCGGAUAAAUAAGAACAAUUUUAUAAUUUGAUUUAAUAAAUUACACAGGUUCUUAUCUUCUACCAGGACACAAAUCAUUUUUCAGAUUUCAGUGAUAAUUUGCAGAUAAUGUUACUAAAUGUGAGAAACUCUACGCAGAAAGAAAACUACAGUAAAACUUAUUAUUUUAAGAAAGUAAUAUGAAUGGAUUUGGACGGUUUCAGAUCAGACGGUCGAUGCCACUGCGAUGUCGUGUGUUCGGUACGAAGCUCGAACCAGGAAGACGUUAGUUUGAUGAUUUCUCUUCAUACCAGCAUUUAAACAACAAAACUCACUGGGACUCACAGAUGUGUUCAGAUGUUUGAGGGAACAAAGAGUUCAAGAGCCACAAAAAACAGAUUCAGAGGAAAUAUUAUAAGAUAAACUACUGCUCCACAAAUAAACUAAAAUAGUUUUCUACUUAAAGUUAUGAGACAAGAGUCGAUGGGACAAACACAUCUGUUGGAUCUUGUUCUUUUACUAACUCAGCUGAGCAGCUUUCAACAAAGAUAUCCGAGUCGUCAGUGGCUGAUUCGUUAGAAUUUGACUCUGUGUCGAAUUAAUUCAGGAUAAAGUUUCAACACAACACGCUGGUGUCUGGGAAAGAUUCUGCGUCUCGUUACUCUGAAGCAUGAGCGCUGUGUCGCUUCAGUUUACCACAAGAUUGUUGUGAUUACAUUUUUUUAUAAUGCGUAGAAAAUCGUCUCUGUGAGAAUUUCCAACUGUCGUGCCGUGUUUUUUUAGGGUCCGAUUUUUUCAUCGUCUUACUUGUGCCUUAAACGACGCAGCCUCCUGCAGUGUUUUAACGUGCAGCUGCUUUUGAUCGGAAUCCUUUAUCGUGAACUCACUGGUCACAACCAGAAUCCACAGAUCCACACGGCUCUGUGCAGCCAGGCCUCAUCAGAACGAGUUCCUUCUUCACGAUCAACCAUGAAACCAAACCAGCAAUCGAGGAAUUUAUAAUGAACACAGCCUCGCUAACCGUUCCCCCCUGUUUCCAGUCUUUACGCUAAGCUAAGCUAAUCGUCCUCCUGGCUGCAGCUUCAUAUUCAACCGACUAACAUGAGAGUGGCAUCGAUCUUCUCGUCUAACUCUUGGUAAGAAAGGAAAAAAUUACAGAUGUUAUAAUAACGAGAUCUGUAUAAAAAAAAUAUAAGGAAAAUUAUAUUAUUAGUAAUAAUAAUAUUGUAAUAUCUCACAGGCGGUUUUCUCUCUCUUAUUGAGACUCCUCACAAUUGGAUGAUUAUUGAUUCUAUGCAACAGAGUUGAUAUCUGGGCCGGACGACAGCAUGUUAUGAACGUGCAGCUUCAACACGAACCAAACGUCCGGUCGUCUCCACACUCCGAUCAAACACACGCCAGCGGCGGGCGAGGCUGGUCCUCCCCCCCCGACACGUGAGCUGGGACCGCACACGGUUACACAAACAAGGGAAAAGUGGCAAUUUUAGUCGAGCGAUAGAAAAGUCUUGAUCGAGAAUAAUAGAUCCUUUUUGCAUUUAAAUUUGUAGAACUCUGCUUAUUGUUGUUGUUGUUAGUUUUCUUUGCACCAACAUGCUCGGAGACGCCUGAAGGGAGACGUGGUGCGAACACACACAGUCUAACUUUGUUUUUUGUUUGUUUUUUUCCUCUUGUGUUGUUGGGAUGUUGGCAACUCCAACGUUUCCAGUAAUGUUUGACUGGUGGUCGGUGGAGGAGCAGUGACAGUUAACACUGAGGUAAUGUGCAGUUUGAACACGCCUUUAUUUUGGAAGGAGGAAACCAUCCUGAGCUGCUAGCUAGUCCAAUUUAAAAAAGAAUCUAUACUGUCAUAGUGAAGCACUUUCUGACGUCUUCUUAUUCCUUUUCAGUAUUGUGGAUGCUACGUUGUUUGUCCGAUAUUUCUCGUUUGACGUUCUGUUUACCAGCUAUAUUGGUAUGAAUACUUUUUCUUUUAUCGGCUCUUGUUAUUUAGCCUUAAAUAGCCAGUGUAGUGUCUUUGAUUGAGGUUGAGAUGUGACCUUUAUGAACGUAUUGUUUCUUUGAGAUAUUAAUAGUUUACAGAGAGCUUGGAGAUGGAUAUCUGAACAAAUAAUAGCACAGCUUUUGUUUGUUGUUUCUUUGUUUCUUUUAAUUUUGUUUUACUUUUUUAGAUGUAGGAUAAAGACUUAUUAAACCGCAGUCGGAUUCGAUCAGAGGAAAAGAGAGAUAUCUGUCAGCCACGUUGCUGUGUUCUCGUUGAUCUCCUUGAGAUCUGAAUGACAUCAAACUUAUUUUUGAAGUUUGCAUUUACCCUGUUGUAUUAACAAAUGAAUAUUAUAAAAGUUAAAAAAAGAAAAGAUCUCUUUUUCCCAACAGAGACGUUGUUUUUGUUUGUUAACUUGCUACUGGUCCUGAUUCCACGUUAAGUCUGAAUCAGAAAUGUCAGCGUCAAACUGCCCAUGGUUUUACAAUGUAAGCUCUGCAGAGGCUGUCGAGUGUCAUAUUUACACACCAGUGGAUGUUUAUCUGUAUUUAUUGUGUACAAAUAAAUGUGAAAUAAAGAUAGCUUACAUGAAAGAAA